Pocillopora verrucosa is the source of this 2852-nucleotide messenger RNA. Lineage: Eukaryota; Metazoa; Cnidaria; Anthozoa; Scleractinia; Pocilloporidae. The record is from RefSeq and is a predicted model, not a curated record.
CCUGACUAUUACAAACAAAGUAAGAGUUCAACUAGCGUAUCAAAUAAAUGACGUCACGCGGCCUCAAACCCGUCGUUGUCUUCUUUGCCAUUACCGUAUAAAUAGUUUCCGGGUGCUACCUGUACUUCGCUUAUCCGCAAUGUCCUCCAUAGUAACAGCCUUGUUCAAAGUCACCAUCGGUUUGCUAGUCAACAAAGGCAGAGAUAAGGCCGCAGAGAUUCUGAAAGAUGGCGAUGUAACAGAUCAAAGAUUCCACUCCUUGAUCGUCCGUGAAAUAGACGACAUCAAGUCAAAGUUGGACGCGUUAUCGAGGAAAGAUUUAGAAGCGAGUAUCAGUUUCUUUGAGGAAGGAAUCGCGUUGUUGUAUGAAGUGUUUGACAUAGUAAAGUCUAGAAACGAGCGUGGUGCGGCAACAGCACAAGCAGCUUGCGAUGAAGCAUUUUCUCUCGUUGAAGGAAUCACGAGGUUAGAGCUUACUGGCCUGGACGAGUCUGCAACAAGAAAGCUUUCCGCUGCCAAGAAAAGAUUCAAAGAUGCUCGAAGGGAAGCAACGAGGGCCUUUAAAAACGAAGGCCUCAAAACAUCUGACCGCAUUCUAGCCAUGAAGUAUCGUGUAAUGGCAACGAUCUUGGAAACAGUAGAUAAUCCCGCUGAUGCAGUGGCGCCAUGUGGAGUGUGUGUAAAGGAACUUAACAGUCUGCCAGCAGUACAGAAUAGCUUUGACGUUCAGCUCAAGACAGGCAUUCAGAAAGUGAGGGGUUUAUUUGGUAAAGAGGAAAGAAGGGAAAUAAUUUUCAAUGUUUGUCAUGUGAAUCGCGUGAUCUUUGAUAUUGCGCUCGCAUUGGGGAGACUUGACUUCUGCCCAAGUGUUGAUAUUGGAGAAAAUAGAGUUAUUCCAUUGUGUGACAACAGGGUAAAACACGUGUUACUCAAACAUGGUAAAGAGUAUUGUUAUGUUCCAUCAAGGUUAUUUGGUCACAAGGGUAAAGAGGAACACAAGCUGAAGAACCCAAACGGUAUCGCGACCAACUCCAGCGGACAAUUUAUUGUAAUAGACUCGCAUUACGUGAAGGUGUUUGACAACAGCGGCAAGUUUGUGAAACAAUCGAGUCUCUCUACCGAUGAAGUAAAUACAACAUAUGCUCGUGAAGUUGCCACAGACGUGAGCGACAACAUUUUCGUGCUAACCAGACUGGAGAAGCCUGGGAGAGAGGAAUCUUAUUGGGUUUAUAAACUUACUAAAACCGCUGACCUGCAUCACACGUUUCGCCUGAGGGGAGAGGACAAGUACAGCGGACUGUCAGUCAGUGAUAAAGGGAAAGUGGUGACCUUGCGGGGCUGGAAUACAGUGGAGGAAUAUAACACUGAUGGAGAGUUUGUUCGCAGUUUUGGAAAAGGAAUAAUAAGGUUAGCGUUUUCUGUCAUAGUUACUAAUGAUGGCCGUGCUAUGGUAGUAGAUCAAGGUGACAAAUGUGUUCACAUAUUCGGUGAAUCCGGCGACUAUCUUGACAAGUUCAAACUGCACCGAAUUGACUAUGAUUACAUAAGAUUUACAUUUCACCGAGCUGGUGAACAAGUCGUCGUCGCCGGUAUUCGAAUGGGUGAACCCGUGCAGGUUGUAGUAUACAGUAAUGAUGGUGAGUUUGUGUACUGUGCAGAAAUCGAAAUUGAUAAAUUCAAUUUGGUGAGAGAGAUAACGAUGACAACCAAGGGACGCAUUGCUUGUGUUGUGAAUGUCAAGGUAAUCAUUUUUUGAAGAGGGUUGUAAAGGGGAGGUCCAAAAAGAAGAAAAAUUUGAUAAACAACGUUAAGAUUCACAUUUCUCUAAAAGGAAAAAUUCACAGUUCACAUGGUCUUCAUUUCAUAUUGUUACAAGUCAUGUAAAGUAAAAAGUCACUUGUUUAAUCCUGCAUCAUCCAAAAGCCUCUCUUUGAACUGCUGGUUUUGAUGGUUUCUUGUUUUUCUAAAUUGUUCAGUUAUCUUUUUUGGCUGAACUCAUUCGUAAGAAGUAGUUUAUUUCCAUAUUUCCUUUUUGACAUUGAAUUUCCAAAGUGUACGUAGCUUUUAUGAAGAUUUUGACAGAUUAUAUGAAGUGUUAGUUUUGAUUGUGAUGACUUUAAUGACAGAACAUUUAGUUUCCUUCUUAGUAUGUAAACGAACAGUCACGUGUAUUUGAACCGUUUUAUUUACAUGUCAAUAUUGCGUAGUAAGGUUUCUUUUUUGAGGGAGGGGUGGGAAGGAUUUGCAGAACCUUGGGAUGACAUUGAUUUUAUUUCCUUAUUUAACUCUUGGCUAGGUUGGUUGGUUCUGACUUUGCCUCUCGAUGCAUUAAAAGUUUGUUACUGUUUCAUGUUUUAUUAUAGGCUGUUUAGCCUAUUUCUUUAUACAUUGAAGUUACUUUAUUUUCAAAUAGUGAAAGUUUUAGCCAAAAUUUAAUGCAUUUUAUUGCAAAUUGUAGUUAGAAAUUUCUAUAAGAAUUAUUGUUUUGUUAAAAAAAACUUGUUUGAUUUGUAAAAUACCAAAACUGGGUAUCAAGCUAAACACAAUCAACUAGCCAAUACAAGCUUGUUCACUUAAUUCAUAGGGAAACCCUUUCAGAGUUUCAUUUCAUGCAAUGGAUUUAUUGAAAGGAAUGAUAGAAAAUUGAAGAAGUAUGGUUUAGCAGAAAAAAUUUAAAAAACCAGUUCAGUUAAUGUGGCCUGUCAUUCCUGUUUAUUCCUUUGGUAAUGUAUUAAAACAAUUUUUACUCAAAUCCCUGCCAUUUUUAGGAUGUUUAUUAGUCAUUGCACAAUAGAGAAUUAUCUAGUUACUGUGCAUGUGCAAAAUAUCCAAUUCAAAUUUCAAUUUUCUGA